This is a messenger RNA of Closterium sp. Naga37s-1, 360 nucleotides long. NCBI's taxonomy places the organism in Eukaryota, Viridiplantae, Streptophyta, Zygnematophyceae, Desmidiales, Closteriaceae. The record is from the annotation of a GenBank genome assembly.
AUGGAUGGCGAACAACCGCAUUGGGGCUUACUGCUUAAACUCUCUGCGUCGGGGUACUCAGAAGGAGCUGUGGUGUUGCUGGCGGGAGCUGUGGUGUUGCUGGCAGGAGCUGUGGUGUUGCUGGCGGGAGCUGUGGUGUUGCUGGCUGGAGCUGUGGUGUUACUAGCAGGAGUUGUGGCCACACUCGCCACCCCCGAUGUUGCGGCUGCUGCCUGCGACGCCCACAGUGGACUCGCUGCAAGGAUGAUGGGAGCACGUGAAACGCGAAGGUGCACGGCCAGGAAGCGUGGUGAGGUGCAUAACGUGAGGUGCAUUGAACGUGUGAGGUGCAUUGAACGUGUGAGGUGCAUGAACGUGUGA